This is a messenger RNA of Girardinichthys multiradiatus, 2599 nucleotides long. Its product is annotated as hatching enzyme 1.2-like. Lineage: Eukaryota; Metazoa; Chordata; Actinopteri; Cyprinodontiformes; Goodeidae. Gene Ontology annotation, molecular function: metalloendopeptidase activity; zinc ion binding. The transcript is spliced from 9 exons. The record is from RefSeq and is a predicted model, not a curated record. Bases 1363 to 2292 code for a protein of 309 amino acids. Gene Ontology annotation, biological process: proteolysis.
GAAACCAGAGUUUAAAACCCACAUGAGAUCUGAGUAAUCUGACAUUAAACCAAAUUAAUGACUGAAAAUGCUUAAAGCCUUGUAAUUUGUGGCUGGGUGCCUUUUUCAUUACUUUAUUUGCCCGUUCAGCAAGCCUUUCUUAAAAAAAAACACUGUUUUCAUUGGUCGUCUUCCUGCCAAAACAUGUCAAGAAAUACCUUCUGUGGAUUUUGAGGUCCAUCUACUGCUGAAUGCAGCAACAACCUUAGUUGGCAGAUUCUGUUACAUUUGAUAAGAAAAAUAACAGGCAUGUGUGCUUUUGUUCCACUCAAAGAUACUGCUUAUCUUAGCUAAAACACGUUUGUUGUUAAGGAAGUUUCUGGAAGUUAUUACAGAGGUUCUUAAUACCAUAGAUUUAAUUGGAUACUAAUAGGAUCACCCUCCCUCAAGAUUUAUAUUAAAAAAAACACUCCAAUUGCACAGUUUAAAAUAUCGAGGUUAGAAAAAGCUACAUUUCUUUUGCUGCAUUUCAAGAAGACAUAUCAAGCUAUUUUUCCCUGAACUAGGUAAAUAAAUAAAUGAGUUGGACAUUUCCAGGCAGGCAGAGAUGCAACAAAGACAAUUUUUUUUCCAACCUUUCCUUUAUCUAGAUUUUUAGCCUAUAUUGCGUUUAUUUUUAUUAUUUUGCUAUUUUUACUUGCAUUCUUCUAUCGUCUUUUUUAUGACGUUUUAACAACAUUUUAUUUUCCUGGACACCUUGCGUCGAACAUUUGGUAAAGUUUAGUUGCUUUCCAAAGUGCUUGUUUACGUUACAUGUUUUUUCAUGUGAUGUAAAUCUACCAAUUUACAUAUAGGGUAAAAGGAAAUCGCUGAUUUUGCCCAAAAAUUUAAAAUGUAUCAGAUUCAGAGUUGCAGCAAAAUGUUGCCACUUCCAGGCUUAUAUAAUUCCCAACAAAUGUCCUAUUUGCAUACAAGGGAUGAGGAAUCUAUUAGAAAGUAUUACAAUUUGCUGACACUAAUAAAAUAUACGGAUUCAAUCUUAAUUUACACAUUUGUGUGUCCCGGGAACGCACGUCGAACACAAAAUGAGGGGAACCUGGAGGGUUAAGGACAUUGUGCUUCAAAUUGAUGUAUUUUAAAACUAUUAAUCGCAACUAGUUGAGCGUAAACUUAAAUGUUUCCUCAAUUCGAAGAACCCCGAGUCAAACAGGUCUCCAAUAUAAACUUGCUACCAAACAAUAUGGCGGACUUGCUGACGUAUUCUUUAUGGACCAAUCGCGUGCAACGUUUAACGUCUGCGGAAUGACGUCAGGAGGAUAGUAGCGGGUAUGAAAAGUGUUGUCAAAAUGUUUUUAAAAGCAGUCAUCGGAAUGCAACAGCGGUAUGAAGAUGAAUCGGAGCACAAAGUUGGUACCAGCGGGCGGUCUCCUCCUCGGCUCGAAGUCUCUCCUGCCGCACCUCCUCCAGUUCCUGAGUGGCUUCACUGACAGCACGCUGCAGUUCUUUAAUCUGUUUCUAGAAGAGAAAAGCAACUUUUUACUCAGUCCCAAAUGGGUUCCUGUUGGUUUCAGAGGGCCUGAAGGAAAAAAAGAGGGAACUGCAAUGGAUAAAAUAAUUAAAGUAAACGAGUUAUAUGCUUCCCGCGUCAUAGAUGGCUCCACCACCCUCAGAGAGGGAGACAUCGCUGUGUCCAGUGGAAGCCGCUCCAAGAUCUGCUUCGCCCGGAGCUGCCUCUGGUCCAAAUCUGUGGAUGGACACGUCUAUGUUGCCUAUACACUCUCACCUGAAUACUCUGACAUUGAGACAAAGCUGAUAAAGGAGGGAAUGGACAACAUAGAGGACAGCACCUGCAUCCGUUUCGUUCCUCGGACUCACCAGAGAGACUACAUCGACAUCCAGCCAAAGUCAGGGUGUUGGUCCUACCUUGGCUCUCGUGGUGGAAAACAGACCCUGUCUCUCCAGAAUCCAGACUGUAUGGAGAUCGGAGUGAUUUCCCAUGAAUUUAUGCAUACUCUAGGCUUUGUGCAUGAGCAGUCGCGCUUUGACCGGGACAACUAUGUCACCAUCAUGUGGCCGAACAUUUGGAGGGAUCGGUUAAGAAACUUUGAGAAGUUUAAGACCGAUAGUUUGGACCUGCCAUAUGACUUCAGCUCAAUUAUGCACUUUGGGAUGUAUGCCUAUUCGAUGGGCGGAGAACCAACUAUCGUCCCAAAGAACGGCAGGAACGUCAAGUUCGGACAGGCAUCGUCUCUCAGUCACGUUGACAAGCUGAAAAUCAACAGACUUUAUCAGUGCGCUGUGAAUGAUGAUUAGUACCCGAACCGAGCCGAGGUGAAGCCGGACUCCUCUGAAAGCAAAUAUGAUACAUUGCUGCUGAAAUUCCUGCAGGAAUAUCUUAAUACAAUCGCCUAAUAAAGCUUUAUUUGACCGGUUAUUCUGUGUAGCUGAACUUGUAUUUGAUAAAAUGAGACUUUCUAUUUAAUGGUUUAUUAGACAGAAUUGGCAUAAGCCUUUGAUGUUGUACAGUGAAAGAUGAGUUGAACUUUACUGACCUGUUUUAUGUAGUCUUUUAAUUCCCCUGCUCACUUACUGCAAUAAAGAUGUUUAUGAAUCACAAAAA